Ustilaginoidea virens is the source of this 942-nucleotide messenger RNA. RefSeq lists its product as uncharacterized. NCBI's taxonomy places the organism in Eukaryota, Fungi, Ascomycota, Sordariomycetes, Hypocreales, Clavicipitaceae. The coding region runs from base 1 to 942 and encodes 313 amino acids. The transcript has 7 exons. The record is from RefSeq and is a predicted model, not a curated record. Gene Ontology annotation, molecular function: kinase activity.
AUGAAACACCUCAUCCUCACAGGAGCAACCUACCUCGACACGAUCCUAAGCGUGCCCUACUUCCCCGCCGAGGACUCCAAGCUGCGGGCCACCAAGCUGGAGCUUCGCCGCGGCGGCAACUGCGCCAACUCCCUACAAGUUUUGCAGCAGUUCGACCUCGGCGACGCCUGCCUGCACCUCGUGUCCUGCCUCCCGCGCGAGGGCUCCCCCGACACGGAGCGCAUACUAUCGUCCUUCGGGCCCGACUGCAGGAUCCGCUUUGACCAUUGCCUCUUCCGAGACGAGGACGACGCGGCGAGCAGCUACAUCGUCAGGAGCGAGGCGAGCGGUAGCCGGACCAUCGUGAACUACAAUGGGCUGCCCGAGAUGCAGGUCGGCGAAUUCGCGAGCGUGGUGGACGGGUUUCGCGAGGACGAGGAAACGUGGUGGCAUUUCGAGGGCCGGAAUCCAGGUACGACGUUGGCGUGUAUCGAGUUGAUACGACGGCGUCAUCCCAGAGCGAGAAUCAGCGUCGAGAUUGAGAAGCCUGGAAGGCAAGGGCUGCUGGAUCUUGCGGCUCGAGCAGACAUUGUCUUUUACUCGCAAUCCUGGGCCGAGAGCCGAGGCUACGCGUCUGCUGAAGAAUGCCUAAGAAAGGAGCAUCGUCGUCCAGGAUCGCUCGGACUGUGCACCUGGGGUGCAGCCGGGGCCACGGCCAUGUCUCAGGCAACUGGCGAGCCGCUUCACUGCCCUGUCCAGGGAGCCGCCGACCAGAUAUCAGUCAUUGAUCCAAUCGGUGCUGGAGACACAUUCAUAGCAGGGAUGCUCUGGCGCUGCUUUGUCGCCGGCGACUGGCCCUCGGUCAACGUCGAGUCCGCCGUGUCCUUUGCCGUCGCGUUGGCCACGCUCAAGGUGCAGCAGGACGGGUUUGCCGGGCUAAAGGAGUCGCUUGCCAACGAGUAA